Nelumbo nucifera (sacred lotus) is the source of this 1212-nucleotide messenger RNA. Its product is annotated as F-box/kelch-repeat protein At3g23880-like. Lineage: Eukaryota; Viridiplantae; Streptophyta; Magnoliopsida; Proteales; Nelumbonaceae. Gene Ontology annotation, molecular function: protein binding. The record is from RefSeq and is a predicted model, not a curated record.
CAAGAAGCUCGAGGAGCCAGAGCCAGAGAGAGAGAGAUGGCACAUCUCCCCGAGAAUGUUGUUUUUAGCAUCCUCGCUGGACUUCCGGUUAAGUCUCUUGUAAGAUUCAAAUCUGUUGAUAAACAUUGGUGCAUGUUGAUCUCUGAUCCCCGUCUCGUCGAUUCGCACUUGGAUCGGGCGAAGAUGAGGAAGAAGAAACAGGGUCUCAUCCUUUCAGGCAGAGUAGACGGCGAUCGUUAUAGCACCAUACACUUCUUUUCUUUGAGGCUGAGCGAAGCUGGGGAUGGGGUGGCGGUUCCCAUCUACUCCACCACCGUCUCCCUCGGUAGGUACCAUGUUUUACCUUCUUGUAACGGAUUGAUCUGUUUCUAUAGUAUCGACAGAAUUUACAUAUGCAACCCAAACAUAAGACAAAUGGUGACUAUUACCAGAAGCGAUGUUGAUUAUGCGGCUUCUUCUUUGUCCAUGAAUAUGUGUUGUGGGUUCGGCUUCGACUGUUCAACCAAUCAGUAUAAAAUCAUCAAAUUGAUGGAGUCUUCUUCGGAGCCACGACUCGGGGCCCAGGUCUUUAGUUUGGGUACUGGCGAAUGGAGGAAGAUAAGCGGCUCUCCUACCUGUAAAUUACUACGUCUUGAUUAUCCCGUCUCUGUAAACGGCUUUUUCUACUGGAUCACUGCAGCUUCUACCUUCUCAGAAUUACUAGUCUCCUUCGACAUCGGAAAUGAGAAGUUUGAGGUGGUACCGCAUCCCGAAUGUCUUUCCACUAAGAAACGCCAUUUGUUGUCGGUAGUAGAGUUGGGAGGGCAUCUAUGCCUGGUAGAUUUGGAUUUCGAAUCGGAAGGAAACAGAAGGAUGGACAUAUGGAUGAUGUUAGAUGAGUGGGGUGAAGGCGAGGAUCGUAUUUGGGUGCAAGAAAGCAUUGUUCAUUCAUCGGAAGCUCUGGAUGCAGUUCGUCCGGUAGCAAUUGUUGAUGGGCAGAUUUUGUUGCAUGGGUUUAUUAAGGGAUUAGGCAAUUUAAUUUGGUAUGACCUGCAUUCGCAGAGCUUCAAGGAUGCGGAUGUUGAGGGGAUCCCUUCGUCCCAUUUCUUUAUCAGUCCGCAUGUGGAAAGCCUUGUCAGCGUCGGAAAAAAGAUAUAAUGGACGCCAUCCGUCUUUGGCUAGUAGUUAGUUUGCCAGGCGUAGGCCUUUUCAUCGUAUUAUUAUGGGAAAAGA